AAAAAAAAAAAACUAAAAUUAAAGCAAAUUUCACCACGCGCCCCCUUCGCGCUAACUCAAACUCAGUCUCCCUGAUCCCAACAAACUAGCAGAGCUACAAACCCCAAAACCCAAAAUUCCCAAACCCUAGACUCACGCGUCAAAAAAAUUGUUGUAAUUCUAACAAACACAGAAUCCAAAUGUACAUCAGAGCUAGAACAGCAUAGCGGAGUCUAGAAAAAAGAAAAAAAAAAGGUGAAAAUUUUCCAGUAGCUGUAAAUUCUUGAGAGAGUGAGGAAAUUCCGGAGGAGAAAGCCCUCCUUAAAUGGCGUCGUCGAAGGUGAUGGCAUCGUCGAAACCGAAAAGUUCGGAUCUGACAUCAUCAUCAUCGUCAUCAGUAACUGCUCGAUCUCGACGCGCUUCUUCUUCUGCUUCUGCUGCUGCUGUUUCUGUUUCUGUUGCUGCUUCUUCUACAAAAUCACUUAAUGAUUUUUCUUCUAUUCGUAGUCUGACGCCAUCGUCGUCAUCAUCGGCGACGUCUACAAUGACCGUCGACGGAAUCCUACGUAAUAAUGUCUAUUCCACUCCUUCCGCUGAGUCUACUCUCCUCGACGCCCAAAUUACUCUCUUUGACGCCCCUGCUCCUCUCCUCCCGGCAACACCACCACCACAACCGCCGGCGACGGCGGCAACAAUUGAGACAAACCAUGCUAAUAGUAGCAAUAAUCAAGAAAUGAACAGUGUUCUUCCUCAGGCUAGUAAAACCGUGGACGAUGUAUGGAGGGAAAUUGUUGCAGGGAGAAAGGAGAUGAAGGAGGAGCCCGAUGAGAUGAUGACGUUGGAGGAUUUUCUGGCCAAGGCUGGGGCAGUGGACGUUGGGGAGGAGGAUGAUGAGAUCAAGAUGCCGCCUCCAGAGAGAUUGAGUGGGGGACUUUAUGCGUUUGAUCCGGUUCCACCCAGUGCUUUCCAGCUGUUGGAUAAAGUAGAGGGGUCGAUUGUUGGGUUUGGGAAUGGGAUGGAGCCUUCAUCUGCUGGAGGAGGGGGAAGAGGUGUAGGCAGGGGAAAAAGAGGGAGGACUACCGUAACGGAACCAUUAGACAAGGCAGCACAGCAAAGGCAGAGGAGGAUGAUCAAGAAUAGGGAGUCAGCUGCCAGGUCUAGAGAGAGGAAGCAGGCUUAUCAAGUGGAAUUGGAGUCCUUGGCAGUGAGGCUAGAGGAGGAGAAUGAGCGAUUGCUGAAUGAGAAGGAAGAGAGGACUAAAGAAAGGUUCAAGCAGCUUAUGGAGAAAGUGGUGCCUGUUGUUGAGAAGAGAAGACCACCCCGAAGGCUUCGGAGAGUUCAGUCCUUGCAGUGGUAAGAUUGUAUGUGCGCAGGGCGUGAGAUGAAAGACAAACCUUUUGCUGAUGUGGAGAGUAAAUCAAAAGCAGUAUUGUUGGUAAAUUUCAUUUUCUUUUAAAUUAGGUUUUUGAGCCCGAUUGUUGUCUAAGAGCAAUCGCAGUUCUUAAAUUAAUUGGGGAAAAAAAAAACAACAUGAAUCAUGGGAGGAAAAUCCCUUGUUUAACUGAAUUUAGGGAAGGAUCCAUCACAGGAAGAUGGAUGUCAGAAGGUAGUUAUCUAGUUUGCAGGUGUAGCAAUGCAAAACUUAGUGCCUCCCGAUUGCUUAAAGAAAAGGGAAAGAAAUUCAAAAUUCUGGACCGGCACAAGUGUUGGCAACUUAUGAUAGCUCUUAAUACAAAAUAUAGAUUGUUGGAUGGUAACUAUUUAGGGUAAAGUUCAUGCUGCAUUAAUUUCCUGAAAAAAUUGGUGCAUGUGUCAUCGCUGAUGUGAACUGAAGCUGUCUUGUUGGAGCAUCUCUCUCUCUCUCUCUCUCAAUCCUGUGAUGAUGGCGAUAUCAUGAUGUAAGAAAUGGUCCUUUGGUAGCGCAUUGUAUAAAAAUUGCGUGCUGCGUAUUCUGCACGCUCAAGGGUAUUGUUAAAAAAAUGACACUGCUUGUAAUCAUUCCAACUAGUGAAUUGAAUUGAGGCUAUCAUCAGCAACUUUAAAUUCUCGUAA
This is a messenger RNA of Hevea brasiliensis (rubber tree), 2031 nucleotides long. Its product is annotated as G-box-binding factor 4. The record is from RefSeq and is a predicted model, not a curated record. NCBI's taxonomy places the organism in Eukaryota, Viridiplantae, Streptophyta, Magnoliopsida, Malpighiales, Euphorbiaceae. The coding region runs from base 305 to 1336 and encodes 343 amino acids. Gene Ontology annotation, biological process: positive regulation of DNA-templated transcription. Gene Ontology annotation, molecular function: DNA-binding transcription factor activity. The transcript has 4 exons. Gene Ontology annotation, cellular component: nucleus.